Messenger RNA from Dothidotthia symphoricarpi CBS 119687, 1740 nucleotides. RefSeq lists its product as uncharacterized. Lineage: Eukaryota; Fungi; Ascomycota; Dothideomycetes; Pleosporales; Dothidotthiaceae. The coding region runs from base 1 to 1740 and encodes 579 amino acids. The record is from RefSeq and is a predicted model, not a curated record. The transcript has 3 exons.
AUGAACCCAGACGAAGAGUACUUCUCAGACGAGAAUGGUGAUGUGUUCGCACGCGAAGCGAUCGUGCAUCCAGCGCUGCGUGAGUCUUCGGCGAUAGCUCCUGAUAUCUAUAUGAAGUUUUUUGAUGGCUUCUUUGACGAUCCUCUCUUCGAUCGUUGGCUGCAGCACAAGGAACUCUGGCAGCUUGAUGUCGUAGGUGGGCCAGGCGCGGGGAAGUCCACGUUUGCAGCUUUGGCAGCCAAGCGCAUCCACAAGGCUCGCGUAGAAACAACUGGACAUCACAUUUACCUUGCUACGAUCUUUGUCGCCGAGAGUCUGAUCGAGAAUGACCUUGCUUUCAUAGAAGAUUUAUUGCGCAGCGUUUAUCACCAGAUCACACCCCUUCACGUUGAAAUAGGGCCAGGCGUCCUUGCUAAAUACAGAGACUAUAAGAGUGCUAAGCACCAUGGAAGGAAAACUUCUGCACGCAUCAGCCUCAUUUCGCAAGCAUUGCGAGAGAGAGUCGCCGAAAUUAAUGCAAAUGGUCAAGCAUUUCUUGUUCUCGACAAUCUGGACCAAUCCAAUGCAUCUCUGAGGGAGCUGAUCCGCCGGGAGCUCUCAGAAUUGCAAAGCCUUGGGUUGAAGAUCAUGAGCACUUCACGGUUGCCGAGAUAUGAAGCAAUUGGAGACAAGGUGUGCAAUUGGCACGAUGAGCCGUUCGAAACAAGUCUCUACUGGCACUGUCACGAUUGUAGACAAGAUAUUUGUGAGACUUGCAAAGGAGAUGAUCAGUUCUGUCGCACAUGUGAACCCGCAAGCGUCUGGACACAACCGGAGUUUUUCACAGUCUUCAUCCAUUCCAUCCACCCGAAAACAAUGGCGGAGCUGAUUGCAUGGGACUUGGAGAGAGAACAUGGAGAUUUAGGAUUCGGUACUCUGGCAGACCCUCUCGAACCGCCAUUAUCAUCAUUUGGUCUUGCUUUUAGAAACACCAUGACCAGCCAUGCAGGUUGCGAAUGGAUUCAAAAGAUAGCCAAGUAUGUUGGCGGAAGUGUGGUUCAAGCGAAGCUUGCUUUGGACAGGAUCCACAAUUCGACAUCACCCGAUCUUGUCGACCUAAGGCCGAAGCGUCUUCCAGCGAAUGUCCAGGCAAUCUUCAACGAAGGAAUCAAUGCUAUAAACAAGAGAUCGGACAGUUGGAACCGUAUAGCCUUGAAAAGUAUUGCGGUGGUGGGAAAGACAGGGGACGUUUUCGAUGGGUUAACUUUAUCUGCUCUCGCAAUGUCCCUCAAGGAACGUCGCCACAGGACGAGCUCGAGCCAUGUACCUCCUCGAAGUGUUGAAGACAUUCUAGAAGCCGGCCAAGGCUACCUUAGGCUCAAUUCAAGCGAGUCGGCUGAGGACGAGCCAAACAUAGUCACAUUCCACCGUCUGUUUCACAUCUUCACAAAAGAUGAGUACAACGAAGAACUUUUGAUGGCAUACUCGGAAUUACGCACCUCCAACAUACCGCGUUCAUUCACGCACAAGCCAAAAAAGGUCGAAGAGCUUGCGCAAGGAACAUCGUGGGCAGAUAUGAUAGAAGGUCUCAAAGGAUAUCGGUCCCCCAGUCUUGAUAGUAUGACUGGUCUCAGAUCGCCACCGCCGAUGAGACGCGAAUCAUCGGGCCUAAUCAGAAGUCAUACGUUCUUUCCCUCAACAAAUGCUACGGUCUCACCAUCGUCUGGCCUGGGUCUAGACGUCUUUGGAGGUGGUCGAUGA